UACAUCUUAUAAGAAUCUCCGUGGAAUAUCGAUAUGAUAUAAGCUAGGGUAGUCCUUUCCGCGAUGUUGUCUUUCCUGCGUGUGUAUUAAGCUGCUAAUUUUUGAGAGUCUCGUUGAAUUUCGCGAAACGGCCGGCGGUAAAGCAUUUCCGAGGCGGGACGCGCCAAAAAGGCAGGGAGAAGUUUUAAUUGGAUGUCAAACGAAGGUGCUGAUUAAAUGCAGAUAAAAGUGCUUUCUCAUCCUAUUAACGAUUCAUAUCGAAAAUUAAAGUUGAUUUAACGGUAAGCCUUGGCGCGAAAAAAGAUAGGGGAAACGCUGAAAAGAAAACAUGGUCACAAAACGUCCACUUCAAUUCUGCUGUCACUUCAAUCGUAGAUAAAUAUCUCGAUCGAAGUUUGUUUAGUAGUAGUUUGGAACGGUCUCUCUUUUAACAGACUAUAUAUACCACAUCGCACGUCCCAUUCCUGAAGAUGAUUGUUAAUAUUUUCUUGACUGUCAUUGCCGUAGUCGCUCUGGUCGGCAACCUGCUUGUCGUUAUGUUGCUUUUGAAGAAGCGUGAUUGGUUGAAAAAGGUUCAUUCUUGCUUGCUAUUGGCCCUCGCCGUCCAGGACGUCCUAACCGCAAUCGGAAUCCUCGUUUUGCCCGGAUUUGUGCAGUCAUCAAACAUUUAUAGGGUGCCUCAGAGCACGAUUUUGGGGCGGUGGUAUUGCAGCGUCAUUUGGUCAAGAUACAUUCCGUUCGCCCUUGCCAUCACGUCUAUCUAUACGUGCCUAAUGUUAGCCUUCGACCGAUGGUUUGCCGUCUUCAGGCCAGUGUCGUAUAAACGAUUCAGUGCGUCGGUCAGAGCCAUCGUGAUCAUGGUAACGCUUCCAUGGAUUGCAGGCUUCGGGUUUGAGAUUAAUACGGCGCUCAACGUGAACCAUUUGGCGCAGAGCAAUGCCAAUGCCAAUGGAACUUACAUUUGCCGAUGGAAUAAGUUUGAUACCACAACAAGUGGCGGAAUAAUUGCAGUGGUCACAUUUACAGGAAUGAUUGUCCUCCCCGCCAUAUUGAUGAUCUUUGUUUAUUCAAAAAUCAUACUUCGACGCAAAGAACAAGUAAUCCGGAUUAUUCCUAGGCUGGUAGACUUACGAAGGAACGAUUCAAUCGUUGUGGAGAACGACCGCGAAUCGGCCUCAACGGCAGGACAAGAUGAAACCAACUCCAACUCUACAACGGGUCUCAGCAGAUAUUUGCAGUCAAGUUCGAACACCUCGUUGAAACGGCUCACGAGAAUCGCCUGCGCUGCGUCGGCCAUCGUGAUAGUUUGCUGGCUGCCGGAUCAAUUUUACUUCUUCCUAUUUCAGCUGGGGUUGGUCGAUUUACGGAACAAACUCCACGACGGGCUGAUCAUUCUGGCCUUCCUGAACACGUGCCUCAAUCCCGCCAUAUAUUGUUUUUCAAACAAGCAAUACGCAGGCGAGUUCGAGACGCUGCUGUGUUGCGUGUACUACCAGGAGCGCCGCGAGUCGGUCAGACAACGGGCUCAAAGCGAAAGGACAUAAAAAGCAGUGAAACCGAGAUUGGGAUAAGACGACAUUGCAA
This is a messenger RNA of Dendronephthya gigantea, 1584 nucleotides long. RefSeq names its product somatostatin receptor type 2-like. Gene Ontology annotation, molecular function: G protein-coupled receptor activity. Gene Ontology annotation, biological process: G protein-coupled receptor signaling pathway. Gene Ontology annotation, cellular component: membrane. NCBI's taxonomy places the organism in Eukaryota, Metazoa, Cnidaria, Anthozoa, Malacalcyonacea, Nephtheidae. The coding region runs from base 471 to 1544 and encodes 357 amino acids. The transcript is spliced from 2 exons. The record is from RefSeq and is a predicted model, not a curated record.